AAAAGAUUUGGUCUCAUUGAAUUUAAUACGCUUGUGUCGUAGGUUACAAUUUUAGACCCACGCUUAAAAAAUCAUUUCCCAGAUGCAAUUGCAUGUGUAAGGGUAAUACAAAAAUUAAGAAACAUCGUUAAAGAAGAUUCACAGCUUCAACUAGUGGAUCUGAAGAAGAAACUUCGGCUGAAGAUUUUGACUUUUAGUUUCACAAUAAACAACUAGCAGUGGGCCAAAAGUAGCGAUGUGCCAGCUCAAAAACUGAUGAAGUGUCAAUAUAUUUGGCUAAUCCUGUUUGCUCAUUAAAAGCCAACCCAUUAGAAGAAUGGGAAGAAUUAAAACAUGUAUUUCCAACGCUAUGCAGACAAGCGCGAAUGUAUAUGCACAUUGUUGGUACCUCUGUACCUUGCGAGAGAUUGUUUUAAAAAAGCUGGUGCAACAAUCACUGCAUCGAUAAACUAUUUAACAGGAAAACGCCUCGAAAAAUUAUUAUUCUUGGGGAGUAUGUCUAAAGCAGAGUUUUUUCUUAGUCUAAUUUUUUGAAUUCAUUAAUAAACAUAAUAUUAAAACUGCUGUUAUGUUUUGUUUGAAAAAACAACAGAUAUAUUCGAUACAAGUAAAUAUCGAUACUUUUCAUACGAUAUCGAGUAGUUAUCGAUACUUUACGGCCGACAGGGUGUCGAGUGAAAGUAUCGAUACCUCUGGAGUAUCGUUUCAUCCCUAAGUGAAUAAUAUUUUUAUUUUAAAAAAAUGUUGAGUGCUCCUAAUUUCCGCGCUAUUAAGGCAGUGAAAAAAUUGACGGAAAUAUCUGAUGCUUCAUACGUGAGUCCAGGAAAUAAUCAAAAUAGCAGUGACAAACCAGAUCGACGACUAUGCUCAAUAUGUCGUUCAGUGCCACAAAAAUACGUGUGCCCGCGGUGCAAUGCCCCGUAUUGUUCACUUCCGUGCUACAAGUCGCCAGCCCAUUCAAACUGCUCGGAGGCGUUCUACCGGGAGUGCGUGAUGGAAGAAAUGAAGAGCUCUCCCGUGAACCCCAAACCAGCAGAGGAAAUGUUGCAGCGGGCCUACGAAAUGUCGCAGCAGGAGCCAGACAUCGGCGAUAUAUUUGCGGACGAUGACCCCUCCAGCAGUGAUGACGAGGAAUCGGCGAGUAGUCACGCAAAGCAGUGAUGAGGCUACGAUCCUUUUGUACUUUUACUAUGACUGAAGUCUGCGAGAUUGAAAUGUUUUAAACUGAACAGGGUGUAAGGACUAUAAGAGAGUAUUGUUACCAGAAUGUUAGUUCUAAAAUUAUUAUUUUAGUAGAAAUCUACCCUCUGGGUUGACAUAAACUUUUCAACUCAUUACCUUUAUAACUAUGAAAUAAACAUCAUAUUUGUAGUAUUUUUUUUGUACAAAAUGAAUACUUACUCAUUUACUCUACUUUUAUUUAAUUUUCACUCAUUGGUCAGGUUUGUGAGUUGCAUCCAAAUAAGAAAUUUCCACAGUUCGAAAAAGUCUGGUCACAACGAUGCAAAUAUAUUUCAGUUUACAAGGGCAUUGUAAAAAUUUUUUACAUUUUAAUUUAUUGUACUAUUAAACUUUGAGUUUUUACUUUA
Bacillus rossius redtenbacheri is the source of this 1589-nucleotide messenger RNA. RefSeq names its product zinc finger HIT domain-containing protein 2. NCBI's taxonomy places the organism in Eukaryota, Metazoa, Arthropoda, Insecta, Phasmatodea, Bacillidae. Bases 742 to 1161 code for a protein of 139 amino acids. The record is from RefSeq and is a predicted model, not a curated record. The transcript is spliced from 2 exons.